GCCUUCGAGAGGUAUACAAAUUCCAAGUACUGAACUUCGCCUGCAUCGGCACUGGAGGUAUUUUUGAACCUCCGUUCUAAACCACUCGAAUCAACAUGGCGAGCAUUGGGAUCGAUCUCGGGACGACGCAUGCGUGCGUGGGUGUGUGGGCCAACGGCAAGGUGUCGGUCAUUGCGAACGACCAAGGCUUCCGCACGACGCCGUGCAUGGUGUCUUUUGCCAGCGACGACGUCGUUGUCGGGGACUCGGCCGUCGCAAAGCUCCACAACAACGCUGCCAACACAGUGUACCACUUGAAGCGCGUCCUCGGCAAGAAGCACAAGGACGUGCACGCACAUGAAUACGUCAAGGACUGGAGCUUCGACUUGGCUGCGGACAAGCAUGGCGCGCCCAUUGCCAAGAUCUUGGACGGGUCGCGUGAUAUCCAUGCCGUCGAGUUUUGCACGAUCGUGUUGCGCAAGCUCAAGGCGUUGGCCGAAGAUUACACGGGGUCGUCCGUGAAGAACUCUGUCUUGACUGUUCCAGAAGGGUACUCGGACGAGCAAAAGGCGUUGUUGCAGGAAGCUGCGUCCGCGGCCGACUUGAACGUGUUGCGCUACAUCAGUGAGCCCAUCGCUGCCGCCAUUGCGUACGGUUUGGACGAAGACAAGAAAAACGAAUCCAAGUUGGCUGUCGUUGUCGACAUUGGUGGUGCAUCGACGGACUUGACCCUCCUCAGCGUCGACAAGGGGCUAUUCAACGUGAUCGCGACGGCCAGCGACCACGCGUUGGGUGGCGAAGUGUUUACGAACUCUGUCGUGGAGCACUGUAUCAAGACAUUCGAGCGCCAAAAGAAGGUCACGAUCGCGGCGGACAACACCCGCGCCUUGCACCGGGUCAAGGUCGCGAGUGAACAAGCCAAGAAGUCGCUGUCAACGCAAACUCAAGUCACGAUCGAAGUCGACUCGCUGGCCGAUGGUCAAGACUUGAUUGUGAAGCUGUCGCGUUCGCGCUUUGAAGACAUGGUGAUCGACCACAUCCGCAAGGUGACCAAGGACAUCGCGGCCCUCUUGGAAGGCGCGGGGUACGAAAAGGACUCGAUUGACCAUGUCUUGCUCAUCGGCGGGUCCACUCGCAUCCCCAAGGUCCAAACGGCUGUCGAGGACUUUUUCGAUGGCAAGAAGGCGCUUGUCACGAUCGCCCCGGAUGAGGCUGUCGCGUUCGGCGCGACCGUCGAGUCCGGCACGCUGUCGGAAACAGCCGACUGGACGCUCCCGGAAGACCCCCUCAACAACGUCGAAGCGGUGCCGCUCAACCUGUCGCUCGGCUUGGCGGACGGCACCGUCUACGACAUGAUCCAUCGUGGCACGAUCUUGCCCGCGAACCACCAAGAAGUGUUUACGACCCAAGUCGACAACCAACACGCAGUCUACUUGCAAGUGUACGAAGGCCAGCGCGUGCUGAAGAAGGACAACACGUUGCUAGCCAACUUGACCUUGACCGGGAUCCCGCCCGCCCCCAAGGGCGAGUCCGAGGUCGAAGUGUCGUUUACGGUCACUCGGAAGGGCCAGCUGACCGUCAAGGCGCACGUUCGCAACGCGGAAGGCGGGAGCAAGGCGCUUGUAGUUGCGAGCGACUCGAAACGCGUCGUCGAUGUCAACGCGAUUGUUGAUGCUGCCGAAGCGGCCGCUGACGAGGAUGAUGCGAUCCUGGCCGAGUUGGAGGCGAAGCAAGAAGCAGAGGAGCUUGCCGCGUCCGUCGGUGCGAGUGCAUCCAGCGGCGCCCAAGACAUGGAUUAAAAGAGUAAUGGUACAAAACACAGGUCAACUAGAUAGUUGGUCGGCAUGUUUCUAGUUCAAA
Molecule: messenger RNA, 1839 nt
Organism: Aphanomyces invadans
Lineage: Eukaryota; Oomycota; Saprolegniomycetes; Saprolegniales; Verrucalvaceae
Exons: 1
Coding region: 96-1778 (560 amino acids)
Biological process (GO): cellular response to unfolded protein; protein refolding
Cellular component (GO): cytoplasm
Molecular function (GO): ATP hydrolysis activity; misfolded protein binding; heat shock protein binding
Source: RefSeq, a predicted model, not a curated record